CUCAAGGAAGCACCGCCGCAAGCCGGCCUAGUUGGCAAGAUCAGCUUUCAGGUAAGCAAGCCAUUGGGGCACGAUUGUCACGCUAGACGUUUUGCAACCCUCCUCAAUCCCCCCUCGAAAUCUUUCACUGACAUUACGAAGAGCACUGUAGACGCACAAAGCUACCAACUCCGGUCUUUAACAUUGUCUCCGAUCGACGAGCGGGAUACUAAUUGCCCUUGCGUCGGAAAUGUAGGAGGUCGUACCGCUUGGUCAAGCACCGUCAGCAUCAAUGCCCAGAACUUUUCCGCCCGCUACUGGUAUGAUGGUCAGUACAUCAACAAUGCCAAAGAGGAUGCUGCCGAAGUCGCCCUGAAGCUCCUCAAUCAACAGCCGCGUGCCUCGACCAUCUAUCCGGGUCAGAUUGAUUCGCGACAGACCACAGGCUAUGGCCGUGGUGCUGGCGGAGUCUGA
Molecule: messenger RNA, 453 nt
Organism: Penicillium waksmanii
Lineage: Eukaryota; Fungi; Ascomycota; Eurotiomycetes; Eurotiales; Aspergillaceae
Exons: 2
Source: RefSeq, a predicted model, not a curated record